ACACUAUAAAAACCUCUCACCAUGAUGGCCUAAACAUGCACCGCACAGACUAAGCUUUGAAACUCUGAUCGGAGCCCAAUUCCUCUCAACUCUUAAAGCCACCGUUUUUCCAAAUUAUUCAGAAAAAAAAAAAAAACACAGAGAGUUUUCUCAACUCAAUUUCCCGCUACGCUUCAUUCGUGUGUCUUCCUUCAGGGUUUAUCGGGCUUCUGUAAUUGAAGGAAUCAUCUUUAUUGUGCAUGUGGAGUUGUCGGGUUUUGGGUGUCAAUAUUUAUUGUCGGGUCCUUCCUCCUUGUUGGUAUCACCCUGAUGUAUACUUCUAAGGAAGGAAAUAAACAAGAGUAAUUAGUGACAUUUGCAGAAACAUACUGGCUAGCAUGGAAUUUAAUAAAGAUGGUGCCUUAAGGGCUAAAAAACUUGCUGAGAAGAUGCUUUUACAGAGGGAAUUUGGAGGGGCAAGAAUACUCGCAAAGAAGGCUCUAGAAUUAUAUCCCAAUCUUGAUGGUCUUCCUCAAUUUCUAGCAACUAUUGAGGUGUAUAUCUCUUCCGAAGAUAGAGUUAAUGGAGAACUUGAUUGGUACAGGAUCCUUGGUGUGCAACCUUUGGCCGAUGAAGAAACUAUUCGAAGACAAUACAGGAAACUGGCUCUUACUCUGCAUCCUGAUAAAAAUAGAUCCGUAGGUGCAGAUGGGGCAUUUAGCCUUAUCUCACAGGCUUGGAGUUUAUUAUCUGAUAAAGCCAAGAGAAUCACCUAUGACCAAAAGUGCAAUUUAUGGCGUAAUGGAAAUCCUGGUGGGAAACCUUCUAUGCCAGCCAGUCAGAAUGGUUCGCAUAGUAACAUCUUUAAUCCUGUGUUGUUGAAACCCACAUUUUGGACCUUUUGCAGUUUCUGCAAGACAAAUUUUGAGUACCAUAAUGUUUAUGUUAACAGCAAUCUUGUCUGUACCUGCUGUCAUAAGCCAUUUUUGGCUUCCGAGACAUUGCCUCCACCUGGAUACAGAAAUGUUUCAUCCACUCAGAUGAAGCAACAUAACUUCAACUCAAUGAGAAUGGAAAGAAAUUAUCAUUUUUCAGGAAGGACGCCUAUGUCUGCUGUCAAUUCAUCACUUGGGUCAGGUCCUUUCUCUAUGCCUGAUGGUAUUUCCCGUGUUCCAGCAUCAGCUUCUAGUGCUGCAGAAGCUCCUGGUGUUUUUAGGAUGUCAUCUGAGAAUUUGAAGAGAAGGCAUGAAGAUUCAGCAACUUUCUUGAGGGAGGAUGCCCAUUUUGGGAAUGCUCAUGCUGUUGAUAGAACUGGUGCUGGUUCAGCUUUUCAGUCCUCUCGUUUUGGUUCAAAUUCUAUUAUGAAAGGAGAUAGGCCAAGGAAAAACAGGCCCACUGAUGAACAUAAAGUUGGUAGUGAUAGAAGAGAUAUGGAAAACAAAACAGCAUCUCAAAAUGAAGGAAUAAACUUGGCAAAUGAAUUUGGAUCAGGAAGGGUUAAUGCUGCAGGAAAUCACAAACGCACUGGUGUUAGGGACAGAUCACAGCAUCAAAUAAAGAACAUAUUGGUGGAAAAGGCUCGGAAGGAGAUUGUUAAAAAGCUUGAUGAAUGGAAAGCUUCUUCUGCAUCAAAUAAUUUAGACAAGUCAAAGAAUACUGACACAGAAAUCAGAGAGAAGGGCAAAGAAAGGGAAGGAAAUGUUGUAAAACCUGGUGCACAAGUUGUUGAUUCUGAGACCGUCAACAAGAAGUGUUUCUCUGCUGAUCUAGAGCCAGAGCUGCCUGGUUCUCUCUCAAUGAAUGUUCCAGACCCAGAUUUCCAUGAUUUUGAUGGAGACCGUACUGAAAAUGCUUUUGGUGAGAACCAGGUAUGGGCUGCAUAUGAUAAUGAUGAUGGCAUGCCGCGUUACUAUUGCUUAAUCCAUGAUGUAAUCUCAAAGAAUCCUUUGAAUAUGAGGAUUAGCUGGUUGAAUGCCAAAAGCAAUGAUGAAUUGGCCCCAAUAGAGUGGGUCAGUUCUGGCUUUCCCAAGACCAGCGGAGAUUUCAGAAUAGGAAAGCGUGUAUCCUAUAGCACUCUUAAUUCCUUCUCCCACAGGGUUAAGUGGACAAAAGGUUCAAGAGGGGUUGUCCAUAUAUAUCCGAAGAAAGGUGACGUAUGGGCUUUGUAUCGGAACUGGUCCCUUGACUGGAAUAAAUUUACUGAAGAUGAAAUCAUACAGAAAUAUGACAUGGUGGAGGUGCUUGAAGACUACUGUGAAGAGAAAGGUGUGAAUAUUGCCCCACUUGUUAAGGUUUCAGGUUUCAAGACAGUAUUCCGCCAGAAUGCCGAUCUAAGAAAGGUCAAGAAUAUUUCAAAGGCGGAGAUGUUUCGUUUCUCCCACCAGGUACCUUCACACUGGCUUACUGGUGUAGAGGGUCACAAUGCUCCGAAAGGUUGCUUGGAGCUUGAUCCUGCUGCUACUCCGAUGGAACUUCUUCAGGUGUUAGCCGAGGAUCUGGAGCAAGUAAUUCUAAUGACAACUGAAAAAUCUGUGGAAGAUGAAUUGAAGCACAAAGAGAAUUCCAGGGAGGAGGGUUUGAUCAAGAUGUGCCAGACAACUAAGGACGAAGGUUCUGAUGAAGGGUUGGGAGAGAAGAAAAGGAAGUCUGAGAGCUGCCUGACAACUAAAAAAGAAGGUUCUGAUGAAGGGUUGGGAGAGAAGGAAAGGAAGUCUGAGAGCUGCCUGACAACUAAGGAAGAACGUUCUGAUGAAGAAUUGGGAGAGAAGGAAAGGAAACCCAAGAUCUUGUUUGUAUAUAAGCGGAGACGUCUAGGGGAAAAGAGAGCCGUGAAGUGUUAAGUAAUGUUAAUUGUUAAUGACUGGAAGAGAUUCUGUGUUCCAUUUAGCCAGAGAUAGCAGAUUUAAUUAGUCAACAAAACUAUAGUUUACAGUGGCCAAUUCAAACAUAAAUUAGAACAGUUUUUUGUUGUUUUUGCUGUAUGUUGGCGGGGUUACAGUUUUGCAUUUAGUAUUACCUUUGCCCUCAGGACUUUAUUUCAGUUGUAUCUAUGCAACUCUCUGAAAUGCCAAUGUGCAGCUAGUUAUUAGUUUCUGCAAGUCAAUAAACUUCAUUAUAAUUCAGUUCA
This is a messenger RNA of Glycine soja, 3106 nucleotides long. RefSeq lists its product as uncharacterized. The transcript has 2 exons. The record is from RefSeq and is a predicted model, not a curated record. Bases 378 to 2819 code for a protein of 813 amino acids. Lineage: Eukaryota; Viridiplantae; Streptophyta; Magnoliopsida; Fabales; Fabaceae.